GAGAACAUAUAAACACUUUUUACCCUUUGGCCAUAACUACCUGAUGAUUGGCUCCGCAAAGAAAAAGAAAAGAAAAGGAAACAACUUCAACUUUUUUUUUUUGACUGCAGACUUCUGCCACACAGUGAUUGCCUGAGAGUUGAUUGGAGCAAAGAGAUAAAGAUCAUCAUCAUCAUCAACAGUAGUGCGCGCCACACCGUUUGUUUGGGUUUUUUUUUUGCCACUUUGGUUCCGAUACGUGUGCGCGUCAGGGCGCGCAGAAUCGGAGUUCUGCUGGCUGGAGAGUUUCGGAGCAACUUUUAAGGAUGAUAGUCGUUGGAUGUUUCCUCUUGUUGCUCAGCGGGAUCCCACGUGUCAUGGCAGGUUAUCCCAUAUGGUGGUCGCUAGCAGUGGGCCACCAGUACACGUCGCUGGGCACACAACCCAUCCUCUGCAGUAGCAUCCCCGGGCUGGUUCCCAAACAGCUGCGCUUUUGCCGGAACUAUGUGGAGAUCAUGCCGAGCGUGGCAGAAGGAGUGAAGAUCGGCAUCCAGGAGUGCCAACACCAGUUCAGAGGGCGGCGCUGGAACUGCACCACUGUCGACGACAACCUAGCCAUUUUCGGGCCAGUGUUGGAUAAAGCCACCCGAGAGUCAGCGUUCGUCCACGCCAUCGCCUCGGCCGGAGUGGCAUUCGCUGUGACCCGAGCCUGUGCAGAAGGGUCCGCCACCAUCUGCGGCUGCGACACGCGUCACAAGGGCCCCCCCGGUGAAGGGUGGAAGUGGGGAGGCUGUAGUGAAGACGUGGAUUUUGGGAGCAUGGUGUCCAGAGAGUUUGCAGACGCCAGGGAGAACCGCCCAGACGCACGCUCAGCCAUGAAUCGCCAUAACAACGAGGCAGGACGCACGUCUCUCAAUGAUAACAUCUUCCUAAAGUGUAAGUGCCAUGGACUCUCUGGCAGCUGCGAGGUGAAGACAUGCUGGUGGUCCCAGCCGGACUUCAGGGUGAUCGGCGACUACAUGAAGGACAAAUACGACAGCGCUUCAGAGAUGGUGGUGGAGAAACACAAGGAGUCCCGUGGCUGGGUGGAGACCUUGAGGCCCAGGUACAACUACUUCAAACCCCCCACGGAGCGCGACCUUGUCUACUACGAAGGCUCGCCCAACUUCUGCGAUCCCAACCCGGAGACUGGUUCCUUCGGCACACGCGACCGCAUCUGCAACCUAACGUCACACGGCAUCGACGGCUGCGACCUGCUGUGCUGCGGCCGAGGCCACAACACGAGGACCGAGCGGCGCAAAGAGAAGUGCCACUGCAUCUUCCACUGGUGCUGCUACGUCAGCUGUCAGGAGUGCAUCAGGGUCUAUGACGUGCACACCUGCAAAUAACACCAAGCUUCAGGACGCAGGGACUUUGGACUGGACCCUUCUGUCCAUGGAGUCAAUCAGGUGGAACACUUACGUAUGAAACGAUGAGGUGUUGUGGUGCUGAUGUAAUAAUACAAUCGUCUCAUACUGACCCACAAAGGACUGGUGGGUAAAUGUCAACACCAUAUUGGUGCUUUUUCAAAUAUUUGUCUUUGUCUUCCGUGUAUUUCAUUUCCUCAGAGUAACCUAUUCUAUCAUGUCACAAAAAGCAAACAUUUAGGACAAAGCUACUGUAUCCUCCACCUCAUAAGUGUGUCUGUCAACUAACAUUGUAACUGCGAGAGUGUCUCCUGAGUGAAUGUAGUCUUCAAGCGGUCGUUUUGUUUACAAAGUCUCACAUUCUUAAGCUGAACAAGACAAGAACAUACCCAACCUUAUGGAACAACGUGUUUUACAACCAAAGACAUACACGAGUAAGCCCCCCGUGAGUCUGUGGUGGUCUGAGAGGAUGAAAAAAUAAAACACUCUAACGUCCAGGACUUGUGUCCAUUGAGUCAUAUGAAGCAUGCCUUGUCCUUGUUUUUUAUCAGUAUUAAUCAUGUCUCAUAUGACUGGAUGGCAUGCAGUUUUUAUUAUAUAGCUACGAUAUUUCCACCAUUCUUUUUUCUCUUACUAUGAAGGGGCGGUAGGGCCACACUGAAAAGAAUUUUGAAUAUCAAUUGUUAUUGUAAAAUAUUGUUCUUGACAAAAAUAACUCUUUUUUUAUAUCUCAACUUUAUCCCCAUUACAGUAUGACUUUACUAUCAUAAAACGACACGGUGAUAAGUAAAGAUUUUUCUUUUAUUUUUAUCUUUGUAAAAUACUGACAUUAUCAUAAAAGUCAGGACUUUAUUCUCACAAUUCCAACAGUUUUGCCAAAAAAUAUAAUUUUUGUCAUUUAAUAUUGCGACUGUAUUCUUGUCAUGUGACAAUUUUAUUCCCAUAAUGAUACUAUUUCUAUUCUUGUAAAAUUCCGAAUUUAUUCUCAAAAUAUUACCACUAAAGUACGUAUAACAACAUUAUAAUCUCAAAGUUUUGUUGGGGGAAAAAAGACUUUCGCAGGGGGGAGGACGAUCAUGACUUUAUUCUUAAAUUAAAUGUCAUAGUAUUACACUUUUUUUUUUAAUGUGACUUCUUUUCUUAAAAUUUUAAGACAUUAUGCUUGCAAUUAAGAUAUUUUUCCUAUUAAAAAGCAUGUAAUUGUUAAAAUUGUUAAUUUUACAUUUUUCAUUUCUCAUAAAAUAACUUAAUUCUCAUAAAAUGAACAUUUAAUUCUUAUAGUCCUGACUUGUUUUUUCAUCUUUUCAGUGUGGCCCUAAUGCUUUUAUGCUGUUAAACAUUCCCUGCAAAAAGCACUAACUGUAAUAAAGUGUCUCUUUUGUGUAGUAGUGGUGAGGGAAUGAGCAAAAGUUGUUAGCAUGUUUUGAGCUGCGCCUUCUUCUUGUUCUCUCAAUAACAACAAGCAGCGUUCACUGAAAAAAAAAAGGCUCCUAUCUUCGAAUGCUGCUAAGUAAACAUAGUCUUGUUUGUUGUAGUCUCUUUUUACGUGUGAAUCUUUGUAGAGUUGUCGUUUUUGUGUGGAUUCUUUCUGUGAAAGAAGUGUCUUUUAGCAAAAUGUGAAGUUUGGACUAAUUGUUGCAUCCACUUUAACCAAAUAGACCAAAGUAGACUUUUGCCAUUAUUUGUAUUAGUUUUCUGUUGCUGUUGUAGUCAUGCGGCUGAUGAGAAGCAAACAUGAUUUGACUUGUUGCUCGCUUUUAAUUUAACAUGACUCACCACCACUUUUUUUAAAAAGUAAAAACUACUGAAAGCUGAGACGAGAGAUCAUUUCCACCACUUUAUUAGGUACACAUAUUGGUAUCAUUUGACAGCAUCAAUACAAAUUUAGCAUUAUUAUCUUUUUAAAGGCACAGUUGUUGUACUGGACGUCAUUUGAUUGAACAUGUGUACCUAAUGAAAUGGCCAGUGAGUAUUUUGCAAGUUUGCAGAUAAAUGAUUAGAUGCAGUACACCUCAAUUCCUCAAUCUUGUUCUGUGUAAUAAAGUAGCACACAACUGCUUUUUUUAUGUAGAUGAUUCUGUUCUAGUUCUCAUUUCUUUCUUUUCAAGUCCAAAGUUUUGUACAUACUAGUGUUUUUAUGGAUGUGUGUUUUACAUUUAUUUAUUUUCUGCUCUGUAUAUAUUAGUAAGUGAAAGUAUAUAUUUACAGAAAUAAUGUUGUUUUUUGUUAGACCCUCUUUAUAAAUAAUACUCACAACACUGUAUGUACGCCUUGUUGGCCUCAUGGCUGGUCUAGACUCACACUGACGACUGCAUCCUUUGCCCUCAUUGACCUUUCAACUCUGUAACAGACAAAUAAAACAACAUAAACAAGCAAAGUAUUGAUAAGUGUGUGUUGUGAAUUUUGCUCUGUGAAGUUGCUGUGGGAACAUG
Messenger RNA from Dunckerocampus dactyliophorus (ringed pipefish), 3817 nucleotides. It is a transcript of the gene wnt3a, whose product is annotated as wingless-type MMTV integration site family, member 3A. Gene Ontology annotation, molecular function: cytokine activity; frizzled binding. NCBI's taxonomy places the organism in Eukaryota, Metazoa, Chordata, Actinopteri, Syngnathiformes, Syngnathidae. The transcript is spliced from 4 exons. Bases 306 to 1367 code for a protein of 353 amino acids. The record is from RefSeq and is a predicted model, not a curated record. Gene Ontology annotation, biological process: neuron differentiation; canonical Wnt signaling pathway; cell fate commitment. Gene Ontology annotation, cellular component: extracellular region.